Hyalella azteca is the source of this 711-nucleotide messenger RNA. Its product is annotated as QRFP-like peptide receptor. Gene Ontology annotation, cellular component: membrane. Gene Ontology annotation, biological process: G protein-coupled receptor signaling pathway. NCBI's taxonomy places the organism in Eukaryota, Metazoa, Arthropoda, Malacostraca, Amphipoda, Hyalellidae. The record is from RefSeq and is a predicted model, not a curated record. The coding region runs from base 1 to 711 and encodes 236 amino acids. Gene Ontology annotation, molecular function: G protein-coupled receptor activity. The transcript has 3 exons.
AUGGCAGAAGUACAAUUGUCGACGCCAAGACAGUUCUCGUCACAGACUACGAGCGAACUUUUCUCCGUAGUCCCGGAUGCAGUUGCUGAUCCGUCCCGAGGUUUUUUAUCUUCACCGGCGCCUCUGAACGCUAGUGAGCUGCCCAUCGAAGUGCUGCGCUAUUUAUGUGAAAGCAACGAUGCCGUCCUCAACUUAUCCACAGUCGAAUAUUUCGCUAACUUUACCAUGGACGCCAGCACCUGGUCUACCACAGACUGGAGCACGGUAAUCAGGAUUACUUGCAUAGUGCUUCUCUUCAUUUCGUCGAUCAUCGGCAACACCAUCGUGGUAAUCGUGGUCUUCUGGAGUCCCAAUUUGAAGACGUCACUGAAUUUCUAUUUAGUGAACCUAGCCAUCGCUGAUCUGUUCAUCACUUGCGUGUGCAUCUGGAACCAUCUUGUGAAGAACAUCUUCUACAACUAUCCUCUCGGCCCCUUCAUGUGCAGAAUUGGAUCCUUCGUCCAAGCAUCAUGCCUGCUCGGGUCAGUGCUGACGCUCAGCACGCUGUCCCUGGAGCGCGUAUACGCCGUGCUGCGCCCGCUACGCGCGCACCGGCACGCGUUGCCGAGCUGGCGUCUCGCGGGCGUCUGGCUCGUGAGCGUCGCAGCGGCGGCACCUCUCUGUGCUCUUAAUGAGUACAGGGAGUACGUAGUGAGUACAGGGAGUACGUAG